UCCAAGGGGGUCACAGGCUCCAGGCUAGGAGCAUCAGAUUAGGUCCUUCAGGUUGUGACCCCGGUGUUGGGAGCGAUUCUGGGAGAUAACCGAUGCUCGUUGCUGAAUAGACGCCCCUCCCGGCCUCCAGUCCACUUCCCCAGCUGGGUUUUGGAGUGGACGAACGCGGGUGGGUCGCAGGGAUCCCGAGCGGGCAGCGCCCCCUGGUGCUCCCGGCAGGGACUGCGGCGCGGGGUGGAAGUAGGGGGCUAGGAACCGCAAGAGGCGCGUGCCGCAGGCGUCCAACUCCUACCCCGUGUCUGCCCUCCCAGAGUAGCUCCUGCGCGACAAGGGGGGCGGACAGCUGGGACUCUGCCCCCCUCCUACGUCUCCUGGCCCGCGGAGGCUGGGGCGGGGAGGAGCCGGGCUGGGGGCGGCCUGGCAGGAAGCAGCGCGUACCUUCCGCUGCAGGAGGAGCAGGUGGCUGCAGUGCGGGCCAGGGCCCCCAGGCUUCCUGUGUGCGCGCCCGCCCGCCCGCAACUGUUUCUCAUCGGAGCUCCUUGGGCCACCCGGCGGCCCGGCCUGGCCCCAUGGCCCAGACCCCCGACAGCAUAUCAUGUGAGCUGAGAGGCGAGAUCACCAGGUUCCUGUGGCCCAAGGAGGCCGAGCUGCUGCUGAAAACCUGGCUACCAGAGCGGGAGGGUGCUGAGCAAGGUCAUGUCCUGGCAUUGCUACGCUGGAGAGCCUACCUGCUCCACACCUGCCUCCCCCUGAGGGUGGACUGCACAUUCAGCUACCUGGAGGUCCAGGCCAUGGCGCUGCAGGAGACACCCCCUCAGGUGACUUUUGAGCUAGAGUCCCUGCCUGAGCUGGUCCUGGAGCUUCCGGGUGUGGCCGCUCUGGAACAGCUGGCCCAGCACAUCGCCGCCGCCAUCAAGAAGGUCUUCCCUCGCUCCAGCCUUGGGAAGCUCUUCCGGAGGCCCACAUCCCCCUCCAUGCUGGCUCGGCUGGAGAGAAGGAGCCCCUCUGAGGACACGGCGGCCAGCACCCCCUGUGGUGGCUUCUUGGAGACAUAUGAGGCUCUGUGUGACUACAAUGGCUUCCCUUUCCGAGAGGAGAUUCAGUGGGAUGUGGACACCAUCUACCAUCGCCAGGGCUGCCGCAACUUCAGCCUGGGUGACUUCAGCCAUCUGGGCAGUCGGGACCUGGCCUUGAGUGUGGCUGCCCUGUCCUACAACCUGUGGUUCCAGUGCCUCUCCUGUGUGGACAUGAAGCUGAGCCUUGAGGUCUCAGAGCAGAUUCUGCACAUGAUGAGUCAGUCAUCCCACCUGGAGGAGCUAGUGCUAGAGAACUGUGGCCUGAGGGGAGACUUUGUCCGGCGACUGGCCCAGGCACUGGCAGGGCACUCAAGUUCUGCCCUCCGGGAGCUUAGCCUCACAGGGAACCUGCUGGAUGACCGAGGCAUGAUUGCUCUCAGCAGACACCUAGAGCAUCGACCUGGAGCCCUUAGGAGACUCUGCCUAGCCCAGACCGGGUUAACUCCUCGAGGAAUGAGGUCUCUGGGCCGGGCGCUGGCUUCCAAUGUGGCCUUUGACACUGCCCUGACCCACCUGGACCUUUCCGGGAACCCUGGGGCUCUGGGGGCCUCGGAGGACAAUGGGGGCCUCUAUAGUUUCCUGAGCCGUCCUAAUGUUCUGACGUUCCUGAAUCUUGCGGGCACGGACACCGCCCUGGACACUCUCUUCGCGGCACUGGCCCGCGGCUGCUGCACCAGCCUCAGCCACCUGGACGCCUCGAGGAAUGUCUUCUCCCGCACGAAGUCCCGCGCUGCGCCCGCCGCGCUGCAACUGUUUCUCAGCCGCGCGGGGACGCUUCGGCACCUGGGCCUGGCCGGCUGCAAGCUGCGGCCCGACGCGCUCAGGGCCCUUUUGGAAGGCCUCGCGCUCAACACGCACACGGGCGACCUGCACCUGGAUCUCAGCGCUUGUGAGCUGCGCUCUGCGGGCGCUCAGGUGAUACAAGACUUAGUGUGUGAUGCUGGCGCAGUGAGCUCCCUGGAUCUGGCGGAUAAUGGUUUCGGCUCAGACAUGGUGACUCUGGUGCUGGCCAUCGGGAGGAGUCGGUCCCUAAGACAUGUGGCACUUGGAAGGAACUUCAACGUCCGGUGCAAGGAGACCCUGGACGACGUCCUGCACCGGAUUGUCCAGCUCGUGCAGGAUGACGACUGUCCCCUGCAGUCUCUGUCCGUGGCUGAGUCACGGCUGAAGCUGGCUUCCAGCGUCCUGCUUCGGGCCCUGGGUACCAAUCCUAACCUGAUGGCGCUGGAUAUCAGCGGCAACGCCAUGGGGGACACUGGCGCCAAAAUGCUGGCCAAGGCACUUCGGGUCAACACAAGGCUCCGGUCGGUUGUCUGGGACCGAAACCACACGUCUGCUCUGGGCCUGAUGGACGUGGCAGAGGCCCUGGAGCAGAACCGCAGCCUAAAGACCAUGCCUCUGCCGUUGAACGACGUGGCCCAGGCACAUCGCAGCCGCCCGGAGCUGACCGCACGUGCAGUGCAUCAGAUCCAAGCCUGUCUUUUGAGGAAUAACCGUGCGGACCAUACCUCUUCUGACCGCACCUCCCGUCCGCAGCCACCGGGUCUGGUCUCAGACCCCUCAGAGCAGGAAGUGAAUGAACUGUGUCAGUCAGUGCAGGAACAUGUGGAGCUACUGGGCUGUGGGGCUGGGCCUCAGGGCGAAGCUGCUGUGCACCAGGCGGAGGAUGCCAUCCAAAAUGCCAACUUCUCUCUCAGUAUUCUCCCAAUUCUGUAUGAGGCUGGGAGCUCCCCAAGUCAUCAGUGGCAGCUGCGGCAGAAGCUAGAAGGCCUCCUAGGACAAGUGGGUGAGGUCUGCCGCAAGGAUAUUCAGGACUUCACUCAGGCCACACUGGACACAACAAGGAGCCUCUGCCCACAGAUGCUGCAGGGGCCCAAGUGGAGGGAGCAACUAGAGGGGGUCCUGGUGGGUUCAAGGGGCCUCCCAGAGCUGCUCCCAGAACACCUGCUACAAGAUGCCUUCACUAGGCUCAGGGAUAUGCGGCUGUCAGUCACGGGGACCUUGGCAGAGAGCAUUGUGGCUCAGGCACUGGAGGGGCUGAAUGCAGCCCGGGAUCGGCUGGUGGAGAGUCUGGCUCAGCAGGCGACAGUGGCAAUACCUCUUGCCAUACCAGCACUGGAUGGAGGUGAGCCCAGCCCCCUUGGGCCUGGGGAACUGGAAGGUCUUUUCUUCCCUGAGGAGGUGAAGGAAAAGGAGGAGGAUGAAGACAAACAGAAGGAUGGCAAUCCCCCACAGAAAUGGCCUGAGUGCAGCCAAGGUCUUCCCCUGGUUCCCUCCACUCACAGUGCUGCUGAGGAGCCGGAGCCCGAGCUGGCGGCUCCGGGGGAAGAUGCGGAGCCGCAGGCGGGGCCUUCUGCGCGUGGCUCUCCGAGCCCCGCCACUCCCGGACCCCAGGCCGGCCUACUGCCUCGCAUGGACCUGCCACCCGCUGGACAGCCCCUGCGCCAUCCGACCCGGGCCCGGCCGCGGCCACGGCGCCAGCACCACCACCGGCCACCACCGGGGGGCCCCCAGGUGCCCCCAGCCCUGCCGCAGGAAGGGAAUGGGCUCAGUGCCCGCGUGGACGAGGGCGUGGAGGAAUUCUUCUCCAAAAGGCUGAUCCAGCAGGAUCGCCUCUGGGUCGCUGAAGAAGACCCGGCCAACGAGGGGGGUGCCACCCCUGUUCCUCGUACACUGCGAAAGAAGCUGGGUACCCUCUUUGCCUUCAAGAAGCCUCGUUCAACACGGGGGCCACGGCCUGAUCUAGAGACCAGCCCUGGGGCAGCUCCGCGCACUCGGAAGGCUACACUCGGAGACCUGUUGCGGCCACCAGCCCGUCCCGGCCGUGGUGAGGAGUCUGGUGGGGCUGAGGGGGGCACCAGCAGCCCUGACCCUACCCGUAGGAGCCGGCCUCGCUACACUCGGGAAAGCAAAGCCUAUUCCAUGAUACUCCUACCUGCCGAGGAGGAGGAGGAGGAGGAAACCCUGGGUACUAGACCUGACAAGCGACGGCCCCUGGAGCGGGGGGAGACAGAGCUGGCCCCAUCCUUUGAACAGCGGGUACAAGUGAUGCUCCAGAGGAUUGGCGUGAGCAGAGGCAGCGGGAGUGCCGAAGGCAAGAGGAAGCAAAGCAAGGACGGAGAGAUCAAGAAGGCUGGCUCGGAUGGUGAUAUUAUGGACAGCUCCGCUGAGGCCCCUCCCAUCUCGAUCAAGUCCCGCACCCACUCUGUAUCUGCUGACCCCUCGUGCAGACCUAGUCCAGGAGGUCAAGGGCUUGAGUCUACUAGCUGGAAGACACUGGGGCAGCAGCUGAAUGCAGAGCUUAGGGGCCAUGGCUGGGGCCAACAGGACGGCCCUGGCCCCCCCUCUCCUUGUCCCAGCCCCAGCCCACGAAGAGCCAGCCCCUCCCCAGACAGCCUGGGUCUCCCGGAGGACCCUUGCUUGGGCCCCAGGAAUGAAGAUGGCCAGCUGAGGCCGAGGCCUCUCUCAGCAGGGCGACGAGCAGUGUCUGUGCAUGAGGACCAGCUCCAGGCCCCUGUUGAACGGCCCCUGCGGCUGCAGCGCUCCCCUGUUCUCAAGCGGAGACCAAAGCUUGAGGCACCUUCAUCUCCAAGCCUAGGAUCUGGCCUUGGAGCCCAACCUCUGCCCCCACAGUCUACAGAGCCCUCCAGCCCUGAGCCAAACCCACCCUCCCCAGCCACAGACCAAAGAGGCGGCGGCCCCAACCCCUGACCCUCUCCUUUUCCUGCCGCAUGAGAUUAUUUUAUUAAAAAACUCAAAGAAGCAGA
Molecule: messenger RNA, 4843 nt
Organism: Lontra canadensis (Northern American river otter)
Lineage: Eukaryota; Metazoa; Chordata; Mammalia; Carnivora; Mustelidae
Gene: CARMIL2
Product: capping protein regulator and myosin 1 linker 2
Biological process (GO): regulation of Arp2/3 complex-mediated actin nucleation; cell migration
Cellular component (GO): lamellipodium; plasma membrane
Molecular function (GO): protein binding
Source: RefSeq, a predicted model, not a curated record